This is a messenger RNA of Pelmatolapia mariae (spotted tilapia), 7251 nucleotides long. It is a transcript of the gene dgki, whose product is annotated as diacylglycerol kinase, iota. Gene Ontology annotation, molecular function: protein binding; ATP-dependent diacylglycerol kinase activity. The transcript has 34 exons. The coding region runs from base 200 to 3097 and encodes 965 amino acids. NCBI's taxonomy places the organism in Eukaryota, Metazoa, Chordata, Actinopteri, Cichliformes, Cichlidae. Gene Ontology annotation, biological process: lipid phosphorylation; regulation of synaptic transmission, glutamatergic; diacylglycerol metabolic process. The record is from RefSeq and is a predicted model, not a curated record. Gene Ontology annotation, cellular component: nucleus.
GUGCUGCCGUGCUCGGCUGCAGUAUAUAAAGGCGGUCAGCGGUCAAAGCCCACACAGCCGCUCUCAGCGUUACGGGUAUUUUAAUUUAUUAUCACGCCGGAGUAGUUAGACUCUCCUUUUCACCGCCGGCAUCCGCGUCCCCUCAGUACCCGGAGGAGAGGGGGUCCAGCGCGGCGUGACACCGCGAGGAGCGACCAGCAUGGACCCCCAAGCGAAGGAUCGCACCAGCCCGGCGGCGGGGGGCUUAAGCGGGCGCCCGGCCUCUCUCGGAGCUGACGGGGGUGACUCGGAGUCCGGAGCCGGCUCGGAGGAGGCUGCCGUGGGCUGCUGCAGCGACACGUUCAGCAGCCUGCCUGACAUGGAGCAAGAGACUCUGGAGGAGAAAUUAAGGGGACUGGCGUUCAGAAAACAGACGUCGUAUCGGAAAGCGAUCUCCCGCUCAGGCCUCCAUUACCUCGGCCCACCUCAGCCCUCGCUUCCUCCUGCAUCCAACGGCCCCACCAAGGAACUACGUACCUGCGUGGACUGGACGGAGAACGCAGUGAACGGGGAUCACCUGUGGAUGGAGACAAGCUGCUCGGGAGAGCUCUGUUAUCUCGGAGAGGACACCUGCGUGCUAAAGACAGCUAAGUCGGCCCCCAGGAGGAAAUGUGCAGCCUGUAAGAUUGUUGUUCACACCGGCUGCAUGGAGCAACUAGAAAAGAUAAACUUCCGAUGUAAGCCGACCUUCAGAGAGGGAGGAUCCCGAACCCUGAGAGAUAACAUCCUCAGACACCACUGGGUUCACAGACGACGACAAGAGGGGAAAUGUAGACAGUGUGGAAAGAGUUUUCAGCAGAAGUUCUUCCACAGUAAAGAAAUCAUCGCCAUCAGUUGUUCGUGGUGUAAACAGGCCUUCCACAACAAGGUGACAUGUUUCAUGCUGCACCAGAUAGAGGAGCCGUGUUCACUGGGGGCCCACGCCGGAGUCAUAGUACCACCGUCCUGGAUCAUCAAAGUCAGGAAACCACAGAGCUCCCUAAAGAACUCUGCCAGAAGAAAAAAGCGGACAUCUUUCAAACGAAGGACAAGCAAGAAGGGAUUAGAUGAGUCUAAAUGGCGUCCGUUCAUGCUGAAGCCUCUCCCCUCUCCCCUCAUGAAGCCCAUCUUGGUUUUUGUGAAUCCAAAGAGCGGCGGCAACCAGGGUGCCAAAGUGUUACAGAUGUUUAUGUGGAUCUUGAAUCCUCGUCAAGUCUUCGACCUUUCGCAGGGUGGACUGCGCGAGGCGUUGGAGUUGUAUCGCAAAGUGCCAAAUCUGAGGAUCCUUGCCUGCGGAGGAGAUGGCACGGUGGGGUGGAUCCUGUCUGCUCUCGAUGAGCUGCAGAUGAAUCCCCAGCCUCCGGUCGCUGUGCUUCCUCUGGGAACAGGAAAUGACCUCGCCAGGACGCUCAACUGGGGUGGGGGCUACACGGAUGAACCAGUGUCCAAGGUUUUGUGUCAUGUGGAGGACGGUUCGGUGGUGCAGCUGGACAGGUGGAACCUCUUAGUAGAAAAGAGCUCUGCCCAGCCAGAGGAGGGCACACAGAAGCUGCCCUUGAACGUGUUCAACAACUACUUCAGCCUUGGCUUCGACGCGCACGUCACCCUGGAGUUCCACGAGUCCAGAGAGGCCAACCCAGAAAAGUUUAACAGUCGCUUCCGCAACAAGAUGUUCUAUGCAGGAGCUGCGUUCUCAGAUUUCCUCCAGAGGAGCUCCAGGGAUUUGUCCAAGCACGUCAGAGUGGUGUGUGAUGGCACAGAUCUCACUCCCAAGAUCCAGGAGCUGAAGUUCCAGUGCAUAGUGUUUUUAAACAUUCCCAGAUACUGUGCCGGCACCAUGCCAUGGGGAAACACGGGAGACCAUCGAGACUUUGAACCUCAGCGGCAUGACGACGGCUGCAUCGAGGUUAUCGGCUUCACCAUGGCCUCGCUGGCAGCGCUGCAGGUUGGAGGUCACGGAGAGAGACUUCACCAGUGCAGAGAGGUCGUCCUCACUACCUACAAGACUGUACCUGUUCAGGUGGACGGCGAGCCAUGCCGACUGGCUCCAUCCACUCUCCGCAUCUCUCUUCGAAAUCAGGCCAACAUGGUCCAGAAGAGCAAGAGACGCACCUCUGUGCCCCUGCUCAACGAUAUUCAGAAGGUGUGUGCAGCUGAUCUGCGCCGCCUCUCUGCUCCCCCCGACUCCUUCUCUGUUCCUCACGCAGUUCCAGAUCGUCUGCGUCUUCGAGUGAACCGGAUCAGCCUCCAGGAGUACGACAGGCUGCAGUAUGACAAGGAGCGGCUACGAGACAUAUCCAUCCCUGUUGGCAUAGUGGUGGUGAGGGGGGACUGUGACCUGGAGACCUGCAGACUUUAUAUUGACAGAUUACAAGAGGAUUUACACCAGGCGCCAUCUACUGGCCACAGAGUGCACUACCAGGAUGAAAGCAGAGGUGUCCCCCGGACCAGUUCAACCAGCAGACUGUCUCCCAACUGGAGUUUCUUGGAUUCCACGUCAGCCGACCGCUUCUAUCGCAUCGACAAGGCUCAGGAGCAUCUGCAUUUCGUGACAGAAAUCUGUCAGGAUGAAGUGUUCAUCCUGGACCACGAAGCUCCAGUGCUGAGCCAGGGCUCGUCCGCGGGGAUGCCUGAUCUGGUGGUGGAGCCCACUGCCGGCGCUCCGUUGACAUCAGAUGAACAAGCUCUGCUGACAGCUGCAAGUUCUGGGGACCUCUCCACGCUCUCACAGUGUGUGGAUCGAGGCGUCAAUUUGUUGGUCCGAGACUCUGGGGGUUGUUCAGCGUUGCAUUUAGCUGCUCAGAGCGGACACGCAGACCUGGUCCGCUACAUACUGCAACAAGGCUCCAAGGUUCUUCUGGAUUUAACAGACACAGAGAGAGGUGACACUGCAUUGCACAAAGCAGCAUCAGGGAAGCAGCACGCAGUGUGUCGACUACUGGUCGAGGCCGGGGCGUCACUAGAGAAGACCAACUUCCAGGGGAAGACGCCGGCAGACCAAGCCGAUGGAGACGCUGAGCUCGCCGCCUACCUGAGCUCAUCGUCCGCGAGCCACGAAGACCUGGAGACGGCCGUGUGAUCGCGAACACGCUCGCGCACUCUGUGUCGCUCUGGACUCUGCGCGCUCGACGUGGAGAGGAAAACGUUUGGAUUCGACUCUUCGGGCGGAGAAGUUGGAGACGAGCCAGAGGAGAUGAACUGCUUCAGCUCACAGCAGCACUGCAGAGGAGAUUUUACUGGUCUACUAUUUAUUUGUAUUUAUUUAUUCAUAUUCUAUUUAUUGGUUGUGCCGAUUGAGUGAGUGACUGAUCGUAGGACUAUCAGGAUGCAAGUGCAAUUGGACCAGCCGUCACACGUCGUGAGUUCACCUGUUUCUCAUCUUAUAAGGGAUUCAUGCAUAUUUUACUCCCUGAGAUUUCUGCAGUGGUUUAAAGUGUAUAAAGUGUCAUUUCAGCGCUCGUAGGAACAGUAAAAGUUUUUGUUUGUCCCUUAAAACUUGUGCCAAAGACAUUGCACUAGCGUGAUGUCACAUCUCGUCCCAAAUUUCAGUCAUUUUCCCAUCAUCUGUCACAUAGUCCUUCCCUAAACUUUCAUUAAAUAUUUAACUUUCAUUUAUUAUUAAAUAUGCAACGCUAGCGUUUGCAAUCACGUGCUGCCCCCUAAGUCACACAUCACAAAAUAAAACAAACAAAAUGAACAUAUCCUCCCCGGGUACGCUCGUCCUGAAGUGCUUGUAAUGUUUUCCGCUUUCGGCUUCUGGCGAGUCCCGACUCGACGCCACUUCUUAUCCUAUCAGAGUCGUUGCUUUGCCGUGACUCAUAAAAAUGACAAAACGCUUGUCAGAUGAUUCAAAAAUCAUCUCCACAGAGCUUUCUGACUCCUUCAAGCAGCCGAUUACUUCCAGGAACACUCGGUGGACUAAAUGUGUCACAUUUUCUACAGACAAAACCAUGAUUCAGAGCUACGUGUAUAGAUGAGUUUUUAAAAGGUUUUUUAAAAUGAGGCUCUGCUCUUGCCCACUUUUAACAUUUAUUUUCAUUUUAUGUCUGCGUCACUGCAUCAUUUCUCCAACGUCUUGGCAUGUGUUGGAGUCUGAGAGGUUCACAAAGAGACUGCGAUUGAGUUAUUCACAUGUUUAAAAAUUUUAUUGUGGCAAACAUGAUGGAGGGACUUUAUUUUCCCCACAGCAGCCACACACAAAAAAUUACACAAGCUGAUAUUAGACGAGUGUAAAUAUAUUUCUGCCGAUAAAGCCAGACAAAAACCGAAAUAUCACCCGGACGUUCCAAAAUUUCAAGUGUUCGUUUAACUUCACCGUCUGCAAACAUUCCCAAAAAAUGUCCAAAAGUGUUGUUUAUUGAAAGACUUCUGAUGCACAAACUUCAAAUAAGCAGCACACUGUCUUUCCUCCAAAUCCACGUCCUGCAAAUCUCUCGGCUACGAGGGGAAAACCCCCACUCAUGCUCCCAUGGGUGCAACGAGAGCGGUCACCCAGUGAAAUAUGACCCCCUCGCUGAUCUUUAGCCGAUCAGUCAGUGUUUCUUAGUGGUAGAAGCUACAAGUAUUUAGCUCUAUUUGCACUGUCAGUAAACCAAAACAAUUCAAAACAUGGACACAGUUUGACAUUUUCUAGUUAAAGAUUCAUAGAAAAAGAUCAAACCUGGAUGAAUUGUGAAAGCUUUGAACUUUUCUCACAAACUUCUUUUAACUACAGCUUUCUCUCCGAGUACAAACAACACACAGAACAAGUGACCGAGUGGGAUCAUUUAUGACUCCAGUCAUAUCUGUGUAUGUGCUGCUGUGACAUUUUUAUAACCAAUUAUGACUUUAUCAUUUGGAUUGUAUAACAUUUAAUAGAUUUUUAAUUAAAUAUGUCUGUUUUUUAGCAUUAUAAGCUUUGGUUUUACUGGAAAAGUCCAUUUCUAAUCACUACACUGUAGAAAGGCAUGUACGCUAUAUGGACCAAACAUAAGCUGCUCAGCCAUGCAGCUGAAAGACUCUGUUAUAUUGGGACAUUACACACAUAACAGAAACAUUAUGGCUAAAAUGAACACAAAUAGAGCCACAACAAAAAAAUCAUGAAAUCAUAAGUGAUCCCACCUGGUUGUUUCAGUAGCUAAAAUCUCUUGUAGAUACCAAAAAGCAGCAUUUUUUGGCUCUUUCUGGGAUCCCAGAGAGUACAAAAAUAACGGAAUAAUCACAACGUGUUUCAGCAACCAUAAGCUCAUCAACUGAUGGAAAAUUAAUCACAUUUGUGUCAUAGAAAUGCCUAAAAUGUGCCGAUCUCUGUCACAUUUGUGGAUAUGUGCUUGUUUUCUUUGUCAUAUUUCUAAUAUUUUGCUUGUCUUGGUGAGAUAAAGGUGAUAAAGGUUUUGCUCUGGGAGCCGUUUUGUGAAAUUUCUUAGCCAAAACAAAAAACAACAAAAAACCCCCCUCAUAUUUCAGAACAACAUGGGACUCCAACUCUUUUUGUGGACAAAAUUAGCGCUGAACCGUCAAACCAGUGACCGUACCAAGUGAUAGGGAGAGGGGACCAGUAUUAGCCCAGUAUGGAAGGAAUGAAACUAACCCAAGGUUCCCACCGUUUGCGUUUGAAAGCAUUUUUGGACAAUAGACCAGAGUCUGUUUAAAAAAUGGGAGAUUUAAAGUAUUUUCAUUGCAAUGUUUCUUUCAAACUAAGAUUUUAACUUUUCACAGUUCGAUAGUGUGUAUCUGGUACUCCUGAUGUGUGUGUGCGUGCGUGUGUGUGUGUGUGUGUGUGUGUGUGUUUUCAGCAUUUGUCUAAGAAUAAAUUCAAAUCUGAGCCAUAUUCAAUGCAAUAUGAAUAGAUUAUGUCUUCUUGUUUUUGCAUUUCUAUGUUACUCAUUUACAUUACAUUAAUGUUUGUAACAUGGUCGAGCAUUUAGCACCGAGGAGUAUUGAAUGUGCGGUUUUACUUCAGUGCUGGUUGGGUAAAUGAUUCUUGUUUGGUUUGUUCUUUUCUUUUGAGCGCACAUAUGUCAGUGGAUUGAAACGACCCUGUGAGCUCUGCUGUAACUUGCGCUGAUAUUUGCAGAACGAGAUGCUUUCCCAAUUAUUUAAGGGGACAUUGUAAAGAGUCGUGAUCAGCCAUCGUAGAAGUCUGGCUCCCAAAGUCCCAGCUUACGUUUACUGCAGUGGCUUUUCUCCCUUUCCCUCAAAAUUCAAACUAUUAGUCACCAACUUGUGUCCUCAGGUCUGCCCUCAGGAGGUUGGUUUGAAAGGUUUCCGGUACAUCACAGAUUGGCUCUGGAGUCCCUUUAGUGUCAUAGAAAGCAGAUAUCCUAAUAUGGUUAUCUCAGGGAUGAGUAAAUAUGUACUGACAGGGUGUUGGUGCUUUGCAAGCACAACUAUUCCUGUGCAAAGACAAUCCCGCAGAGGCACCUAUUUGUAAAAUAUAUGGAAAAUGUAAGAGCGGUAAAAACAUUUGGAGUAGGAAUACAGCUUGGGUCUAUUUUCACUGCACUCUUAUCAACCAAUCAAAUCGAUCAGAUCUCUCUGCCCUGUUUUACCAAGGGUUAAAACGUAUGAUGAGUAAAGACUCUUUUAUUCCAGAGCUGUAUUGUUUAAACCCUUCGAAUGUUCUUAGAAUUUCUUGACUGAAUCCACACUUUAAACGUCCAGAGCCGAUGUCUCGCUCUCUUUCUCUGCAGAGGUUUCUUGUUGUAGGAUGGCUUCCACAAGCCAGAUAUCAAACUCGGUGGCCUUCCUCCGAAUUUCAGCAGAUUACGUAACGGACAAAAUGUGUGUAAAAUAAAAACACGAACUGAUCAUUUCCAGAAAGUGACUGUGCUCAUGUAAGCUACGUUCGUUCUGAGCAGCGCACACACACACACACACACACACACACACACACACACACACACACACACAGGCUUAUUAUCACUCUUUCUAUUUGGUAGAAACAUGACUUUGAAUUAAACUGUGUCUAUCAUCAGCGUUGGUUAUGCAUGUCCUUUAUUUUCUUACCUCCCUGGGAUUAUGUUCUGGUAAUGGCAUAAAAAAUGGCAUUAUUGAUGUUUAAACUGUUCAAUUGUUAUAAUUUUAAAUGAUUUAUACUGAAGUUUCUUCUAAGGCUGGGCACGUGGUUUUGUUUUGUUUUGUUUUUUUGCUUUUGUAUUUUAUUUUUCUGCUACUGAUGAUGAUGAUGAUGGGAUUACUUGAAGUUUGUUGUUUUUAUUUUGUUAUUUGGUAAAAGAAGAUGUGACGCUGUUG